AUGUGUGGGAGAGCUCUUGGUGGGCACAUGAGGGCUCAUGGAAUUGGGGAUGAAAAUGGAAAUCUUGAUGAAGAAGAUCCCACAAGUGAUUGGGAGGAUAAGAAUGAUAGGACAAGUAACAAGAGAAUGUAUCAAUUGAGAACAAAUCCUAAUAGGUUGAAAAGUUGUAGGAUUUGCGAGAACUGUGGGAAGGAAUUCUUCUCUUGGAAAGCUUUCUUGGAGCAUGGAAAAUGCAGUUCCGAUGCCGAGUCACUAUUGUCGUCCCCGGAGUCGGAAGCCGAGGAGGACGAGGGAGGCGGUAGACGAGCCGGAGGAGGAUGGACCAAAAGGAAAAGAUCAUUGCGUGCAAAAGUGGGAAGUUCUAUUAUUAGUUCAGCUUAUCCAUCAAGUGAAGAUGAAGACCUUCUCCUUGCAAAAUGCCUAGUACAAUUAGCCAACACACGAGUAGAGCUGCCGACCAUGGUGGCGGAAAUGGAGUCCUCCUCCACCUCCGCCAGUCGGGAGGUGGAACGACGGAAUGCAAUGGCCAACUUUUUCUCGCCUCGAACAUCAACUCCCUUAGACAAGGGUAAAGGGGUAUCAUCCAAUAAUUCCAAAGGCAUAUUUGAAUGCAAAGCCUGCAAAAAAGUGUUCAAUUCUCAUCAAGCAUUAGGGGGACAUAGGGCAAGUCACAAGAAGGUUAAAGGGUGUUAUGCAGCCAAACAAGAUCAGGAUCAUCAGCUUGAUGAUCAUAGUUUAGCUGAUGAUGAUGUGAUCACACGUGAAGAAUUUUUCCCUGCAUCCCAAUCACCAUAUAAUUCCCCUACUAUGCAAUUUGAACAAGGCCUUACUGGAUUAGUAGGUGCAGCAAGAAGGAAAUCAAAAGUCCACGAAUGCACUAUUUGUCAUAGGAUUUUUUCCUCUGGUCAAGCUUUGGGUGGACAUAAAAGGUGCCAUUGGAUCACUUCAAAUUCACCUGCAGACACUACAAAACUCCAAUUUCAUCAUCAUGUUGAGCCCAUCAAUCACUACAAGCCCAAAAUCAAGAACUUUGACCAGGCCCUUGAUCUUAACCUUCCAGCAUGGACUGACGACAUAUCGGGUUUAAGACGGGACCCACAUAACCCUUUGAGCUUCGAGGUCUCGACCGAUAUACACCUACAUCCAUGGAUAAACACUGGUGGUGACAAGACAGACACCAAAAAUAUCGAUAACCAUCCUCAUGAAUACUAUCAGAGAAAUGUAGAUGAUAACAACAACAAAAAUAAUGCGCCCCGAGCUGACGGAAACAACAAUAAUAGCAAUAGCGCAUCUCACAGUGUUGAUGAUGAAGCAGACAGUAGGUUGAAGUUAGCAAAGUUGAGUGAUCUAAAGGACAUGAACCCAAGUGGAAGUUCAUCCCAAUGGCUUCAAGUUGGAAUCGGUUCAACAACUGAUGCUACUACUGACCCAUAA
Fraxinus pennsylvanica is the source of this 1434-nucleotide messenger RNA. The record is from the annotation of a GenBank genome assembly. Lineage: Eukaryota; Viridiplantae; Streptophyta; Magnoliopsida; Lamiales; Oleaceae.